AACCGGUUCUUCGAUUGCGACCUUUCGUGAAGAUCGACGCGGAAAAUGGCCACGGCGAUGGAAGUGCAGGAGGACAGUCUAGGCGAACCUGAUGUGAAGGUCAUUCUGCUCGGUGAUUCGGCCGUCGGCAAGUCCAAACUGGUCGAGCGCUUUAUGAUGAACGAGUACCAGCCGCGACAGCUGUCAACAUUUGCGUUGACGCUGUUCCGGAAAGAGGUGGAGCUGGAUAGCGAGAACGGGAAGCGCACUGUGAAAGUCGAUUUCUGGGACACAGCUGGACAGGAGCGAUUUUCUAGUAUGCAUCCGUCCUACUACUAUGGAGCGACAGCCUGCAUCCUGGUCUUCGACGUCACGCGGAAGGUGACGUACCAGAACUUAGCUAACUGGUACAAAGAACUUCGCGAGUACUGUGAGAACAUCCCGUGCUUCCUGGUCGCCAACAAAAUCGACGUCGACAUGAACGUGACCAGCAAAAAGUUCAAAUUUGCCGAGACGCACAAUCUCGAGUUCAGCUUUGUUUCUGCUGCGGACGGCACGAAUGUGGUCAAAGUAUUCAAAGAAGCUGUUCAAGCAGCCUGCAAAUUCAAGCAGGAGGGCGGCGAUUUCAUGUCAGACGUACUUGACCUCCUUGGAGAGAAAUAAAGUACGUUCCUUUAUCUAGGGACACGGUUCGGGGGGUGGAAGAGGUUCUGUUUCGAACUGACACCUUGCACAUGCUGUUUUCAAGCAGACUGACCUCGCCUAACAAACUUUGCCUAACAAACCUUGCAAGAUUUUAACUCAAGUUUUCAACACAUUUCAUCAGGCACAGAGCGAGAAUCAUGCCGAUAGAAUAUCGUUAACCACCAGCGAGGCGAUUGUGUUUCUCUGCAACUAUCAGCAUUGCCAACAUCUAUACGCUAUGAUCCAUGAGUGCUCCAAUGCCCCAUCCUGACGCCAAGUAUACUGCAAUUGAAAGUUUACAUCAGCAACAAUUGUGCAUCACAGAAACCUGCGGGAAGUGCUAUGCCACUAACUAUACUCUAAGCUAGAGAACAGCACGAAACGCUGAAACCUGUGCAUCCACUGGAAGGGGAUGGCCACCAUUGUUCUUGCUGACUAUCUUGGAGGAAGCAGUCUGUAGAUUCAUAUAUAACACACUCAUCACUUCUGUAAGUGUAGCUUACCACGUCAUUCGUCUCAAUUCAGCUCUAAUGCCAU
Phytophthora nicotianae INRA-310 is the source of this 1200-nucleotide messenger RNA. RefSeq lists its product as hypothetical. The transcript is spliced from 6 exons. The coding region runs from base 46 to 642 and encodes 198 amino acids. Gene Ontology annotation, molecular function: GTP binding; GTPase activity. Gene Ontology annotation, cellular component: endosome; Golgi apparatus. The record is from RefSeq and is a predicted model, not a curated record. Lineage: Eukaryota; Oomycota; Peronosporomycetes; Peronosporales; Peronosporaceae.